This is a messenger RNA of Nerophis ophidion (straightnose pipefish), 4522 nucleotides long. RefSeq names its product alkaline ceramidase 3 (gene acer3). The transcript has 11 exons. Gene Ontology annotation, biological process: ceramide metabolic process; phytosphingosine biosynthetic process. Gene Ontology annotation, cellular component: endoplasmic reticulum membrane. Bases 113 to 916 code for a protein of 267 amino acids. Lineage: Eukaryota; Metazoa; Chordata; Actinopteri; Syngnathiformes; Syngnathidae. The record is from RefSeq and is a predicted model, not a curated record.
GAAAUAAUAGCGAAAUGAAAAAUAUUGACGUCAAUACUCUGUCAUCAAAGGCCAAUCGUUUGGCCCCGCCCCCUCCUGUGGGUUAGCGGCACAAGAAGGAGGAUGUUCCAUCAUGGCGCCGGCGUUGGACAGGAGAGGUUUCUGGGGUCGGCCCACCUCAACGCUGGACUGGUGCGAAGAGAAUUAUGCCGUCUCUUUCUACAUCGCUGAAUUCUGGAACACGGUCAGCAACCUGAUUAUGAUUCUUCCUCCUAUUUGUGGAGCCAUCCAGACAUUUCGUGAUGGCCUUGAGUUUCGCUACAUCUGCUCUUUUCUUGGACUAGCGGCUGUUGGCGUUGGUUCGUGGUGCUUCCACAUGACACUUCUCUAUGAAAUGCAGCUACUGGAUGAGCUGCCAAUGAUUUACAGCACGUGUGUCUUUGUCUACUGCCUAUAUGAGUGCUUCAAACAAGAGAACAGAGUUAGUUGGUUUCCUGUAGCAUUAUUAUUCAUCUUCAGUGUCACAGUCACUGCGGUCUACUUGGAGUGGAAGGAACCAGUGUUUCACCAGGUUAUGUAUGGUGCUCUAGUAGCUUGUCUGGUGAUGCGAUCUGUCUUUAUAGUUACAUGGGUGUACCCAAGGUUACGGCCUUUGUGUUACACUUCUCUGGGUGUGUUCAUGCUAGGGUUUCUCCUGUGGAACAUUGACAAUGUCUUUUGCGACUCAAUAAGAGCCAGUAGGCAAACACUUCCCCCUGGUGUUGGAGUGCUAACACAGUUCCAUGCCUGGUGGCACAUCUUCACAGGCUUGGGGUCCUACCUGCACAUACUUCUUAGUUUGCAAAUCAGAUCAACAUACCUCAAGCACCGACCAAAAGUAAAGUUUUUAUGUGGCGUUUGGCCUACUCUGCACAUUGAGUCACAAAAGACGAGCUGAAAUGAAGGACCUCCCAAGGGAUGGUGACCCUUCACCUGGAGGACCAACCAUUCCCCCUUGUCUACAGCUACAGGGAAGUAUGCACCCAAGAGAACCAUAAGCCCUGGACAGUAAGGCACUGACACUACUUCUAUUGGAAACUUUACUUUUUUUAAACCCCUUAAUCAUUUAUUAUAUCAGCUUUUCCAGUUGUUUGCCAAAUUAUAGGUUCAAUUGUGUGUUACUGAUGCUUAAAAAUACCUGUAAUGGAAAUUCCUAAUCUAGGAUAAGGAGAAGAGAAAAUACAGUAAAUCUGCAUUACCUUCACUGGCGUUAGUGCUAGACCUCCCUUGACCAAACAAAGCCCCCACAUCCUUGACAAAACACAAAAUAUUGAGCAAUUAAAUUUGCAUGUUCUCCCUGUGGAUACUCGACUUCCUCCCACCUUUAAAGACAUGCACCAGGGGAUAGGUUGAUUGGCAACACUAAAUUGGCCCUCGUAUGUGAAUGUGAGUGUGAAUGUUGUCUGUCUAUCUGUGUUGGCCCUGCGAUGAGGUGGCGACUUUUCCAUGGCGUACCCCGCCUUCCGCCCGAAUGCAGCUAGGAUAGGCACCAGCCACGCCCGCAACCACCGUGAGGGAUGGAUUUUUAAAAACAUUUUUAAAUACCACUCCACUUCAAUUUAAAGACAUCAUGAGUCCAUUUCAGAUGGUUAAUAAUAAUACAUAGGUUAGUGUUUUUCUUACCUACCAUUGUUCACUGUUUGACUAAUUUCACUUUAUCAAACCGUUCCACACUACAGAAUAACAAAAGUAUGUACGACGAUUCAGGCCAAUACUGUAUCAAAUUGAUAUCGGCCAGUAUUCAAGACGCCAAUAUUGGUAUCGGAUCGUAAAUUAAAAGUUGUAUCAAGAAAGAAUGCAGUCCAAAAUAGUACAGUGGUUUUAUGAAGUAAUGUAAUAAUUAGGUACAGCAUUUACCUUGGAGAGUGGACCUCUACAGUAUUUCCUUCCAGCUGCUUCUCCGCCAAACAUACCAUCAGCAGCUUGCCAUAUUUUAAUAAAUAAAUGCCAACGUCUAAAUAGUAUUUCAAUGUCCUCCGCUGGCCUCAUGGACUCAAUUUGCUUCAGUAUGGUACAGGCUUGAAAAUCAACGCUAAGUUAGCCAGCCACAUACUCCGUCAUGUUUCGAUAAUUUCUGUCUUUAAUUAAAUGAAUGUCAUCAACUUCUUCUUUUCAGCACUGUGUCCUUCACUCUCAAUGUUCCUACUUCUCAUGCUUGAAAAACAGUUGUGUCCAUCUCUAACUAUAAGCUAUUGCUAGCCAGUAAGACCGGGUGUUUUGGUCAGAUCUUACUGUGUUCAUUCACUGCGACAUGCACUACACCACUUUAUGAUGGGGACUCAAACUUUUGCUCACAUUCUAAAUCAUAACAAAUAGCCGAGAGAUAGCCCUUAUCUUGAAGAACGUGUGAGCUUAGAGUUGUGUUUUUUAAACAAAUAUUACCCUUUAAUUGCCAAUGUUCCUUUUCGAGACACGCAGGAACUAACUAAUGUACUUUAUUUUACUCACAUGUACACCGCUCACCAAUUUAAGUUUGGGCUAUUUUACUUUGGGGGGAUAUUUGGGGAUAACUUUGGAACAUAUUACAAUCUUUACAGAUUAACUUUGAUUUUUACAUAACUUGCCGUUCUUAAACAAGCAAGUAAACGGCAAAAUGGACACGGGUGUGUGUGUGUGUGUGUGUGUUAGAUCCUUGGAUAGAUCAAUAAAUGUCUCGGUUAUAUUGGAACUGGUAUUUAAAAGAAAACUGCACUUUUUUCCCAUUUUCUACAACACACAAGUAUUUGCCUUUUCUGUGCAUUUUAAAUAGCGAAAAACCUCUAGUGUGAGGCGGCUAACAUUGCAGGUAAUGGGUCUCAUCUUUUCCGCCUACAAAGCGCUCCAAAAACAGCCAACAAUGCUUUAUUUACAUGAUGUGACCUGCAUAUUAACCACGAUAUAGCAACAUUGUUAUUAUAAGAGGUUUUAUAUUUUCUGGCAUAGUGACACAUUGCCUUCCUCACACUGCUCCUCCAACCACUUCUAGCUACUAGCGAGCUUGAGCUGCUAAUAACAAUGGUUGAAACUCACCUUAAAAAAGAGCAAUUUGACCUGCUUUUGCUGCUCUAAUAACCUUUGAGUUAGUACAAUUUCAAAAUCGAUUAUAAAUCAUACUCCUCACCUGUAUAGUUGAAGGUUGUGGCACCAAGUUGGUCAAUUUUGAAAAUUCACACGUGACCAACUCGAUAUUACUGUAAAUGGCUCCACAAAUGGAAUACAGUGGAAAGCCGACAACAUCACUAGAAAGCUUUUUUUAUGAGGAUUAUUCUGAAUUUAGCAGUUCAAGGAGAGCACAAGUGCUGAAAGAUACAAACAUCCAAACAGUCAACAUUGUAAGUCAUUGUUUUAAGUGCCUCUUUAAAACGUUAGGUGAAAGAGCUACAUGAUAACGCUCCAAAGCUCUCGCUAAGUCUGCUAUUAAUGGUAGCAAACAUAGAAAGUGCUCUCUAUGUUGUUGUUGUUGACAGAAAUAGUGUUCUUUGCUAUAAGCUCUGUGAAAUCAAUGUACCCAGGAAAGAAGUAUUGGUAAUGCUUAAAUGAGUAAAAUACUAUACAGUAUAUAUUUAUAUAUGAAUGUGCCUGUUACUACAUUACAUCAUAUCCCUAUUACCUGCAUUGUUUGCUGCCUCUUGCUAGCAAUUUUUCACCAUUAAGAAUGCACAGAAAAGGGAAAGUAUGUGUUUUUGUCUCACAUAAAGUUUGGGGAUGACCAAAAAAUAGUGCAAUUCCUCGUAGAACAUCCUUUUCAUCAUGCAGUUCACAUUUUGACAUCACAACACCGAACAAUUGAUCAACUGUACCUCACCAUUCAAAUGUGCUGUACUUAAAUGACAAAAUUAUUGAGAAUUUUGCAGUUCAACACCUUGCUGAAGAACAGCGACAUGUGUAAUUGCUGCUGAAACAUUGAAGAGUUGGGCAAGUCUAGCGAGGGUUAAAUGACCACAAUACAGCGGUGCAGCAACUGGAUUUUGUUUCUUAUUUCUCCGCUUCUGCAACAAUGCAUGACACUACCACUACAUGGCGUACACGCCAACCCUGCCAUGCAGUAGAAAGUUGACCUUCCGCAUCCAUGAAUUUAAUUAUCUAAUGAAGGUUUUGAUUUUAUUGUCUAUGUGAGGAAAAAGGGAACCCGUGUGAAACAUAGAUUAAGGAGUUUUUUUUUUAACUUAAUGUGGCACAUUCAGUGCCAGUGACUAUUUUCUCAACAUACUUUGUUUUUUCAAACAAGUAUUACCAUAUUUCAUAUGUUUGUGCCUGGAAUGUUCAUCACCUCUUGUGUAAAUGAUACACAGUUUUUCAAAUGUGUGCCUUAUUUGGUGGUAUGCAAGUUAAUCCAUGCUGCCUUAUUUGUUCACAUGAAAAUGACUUUGUGUAGGACAUUACAAUAAUUUGUGCAUCUACUGUAUGUUGUACUACUGAUCACAUGUAAUAGUAACAUUAUAUGUCUUAACACCAACAUUUACAAGUGUAUUCCAGUAUUUCAUGCUGUGUGUGUGAAAUAAUAAAUGUCAUCAAUUGUAAACCA